Molecule: messenger RNA, 2555 nt
Organism: Cuscuta campestris
Lineage: Eukaryota; Viridiplantae; Streptophyta; Magnoliopsida; Solanales; Convolvulaceae
Source: the annotation of a GenBank genome assembly
CUCGAGGCGGAGUGGAUCUUCACCGGGAAAUAGGCGAUCUGUUGUUCCCCGGCACUCCGACGGAAAACACAGCACUCAAACUCGAAUGGCCGAUAUGAAAGAUAAAUCUUCGAAUGAAGAAGAGAUAAAUCUAGCAGCCAGCGAUGGAGGUGGUGGUGGAUGGGGCGGCUGGGGGUUCUCCGCGUUCUCUUACCUCUCCGACCUUCAGAAGGCAGCUGCCGUUGCUGCCGAGGAGAUCUCCCGCAAUGCUGUUGAGGCUGCCAAAACAGCAGCAAAAACCCUUUCUGACGUGCAGGAUGGGGAUGAUGCAUCUGAACCAUCUAGAGAGCAUGAAAGUGAAGACUCUGCAGUUGAGGAGCAAAGUGAAGAUGAGGAUGACAAGCGACGCAAGGAGGCUUUGGAUAAAUUGGAGAAAGCUAGUGAGGAUUCUUUCCUUGGACAGGGAAUAAAAGUUAUUGACAAUUCAGUUGAGAGUUUUACUUCAGGAGCUUGGCAAGCACUGGGAAAUGCAUUGAAAGGCGGUUCUGGUUUUGUACACAGGCUCGAGGAAUCCAUUCAACACGGUGGCCUGCCUGGAGCAACAGGCUCUGUUGGACCAUCCAUACUGGAGACAGGGAAAACUUUUACUGCUAAGGGAAUGCAAAUGCUUGAGCAACUUGGUAAAGAAACCAUGGAUCUCUUAAUCUCAGAAACUGGUAUUGAAGUUGAGAAAAAGACCAAGGGAACUGAAGGAGAAGUAGAUGAAGAUCAGCUAUUUGAGGAGGUUACAUUUGAGCGAUGCUUCUAUAUUUAUGGGGGUCCAGAACAAUUGGAGGAGCUUGAAGCACUGUCCAACCAUUAUGCAAUGCUAUUUAACAGGAAGAAAGUGAAGCUACCUUCUGAACAAAGGUCUACUUAUGAUGGAAAAUUUAAACAGGUCCAACUGAUCCUGGACUUGAGUUUUGAAAUUGAUGGAAAUAUUGAUUCAGAAAAGGGGAAACAAGUAGAGACUGGAUAUUUUGAGAACACUGAGAUAAAGAUUUUACAUGAUUCUAGUGUGAGAAAGGCUGCUCAAUUGGCCGCGGGUUUUGCAAAUGCUUUGGCUGGACUAGCUCCCAUUGAUAUGAUUCAAAGGACCGUGGGGAGACUGGAAUCUCUCCACUCAGAGGGUGUUCAUAGGCUUUCUGAAAUGUGUUGCUCUGCUGUCACCCAAAUUCUCAUUCUUGGAAAAUCUAUCAUAUCAAAUGUAAACAAGAAUGGACCGGAUGAGGAUGGUGAUGAGGACAUGGGUAGAGUUAAAUGGCCUGAGGAUUUUAUUGAAAGAGCUAAGAUUAUCCGAGCCAGAGCAGAGUUCAUGACUUCAAGUAUUGAGGCAGUCUCUUCAAGUUUUAUCACAGGUAUAUCGGACGUUAAUGAUGCAUACUUAGCUGCGAGCAAAGCUGUUUCUGCUUACUCCCAUGAAACUUCCCAGAAAACGAUCAUUGCCAAAGCUAAUAAUUUUUCGGAAGACCUCAGCGCAGAUCGUGGCACAGCCAUUGGGAAAGUUCAGGAUGGUCUUCGGUUCUUGCGUUAUUUGGUUGUCACUACUUCAAUGCCUGCUGCUUGAGAAUUAUUAGUAGAUGGUUUGAUGCAUCCAUGAAUCAGUUCUGUUUUGGCAUCUGUGUAAAUAGUUUCAUAUAGAAGUCCAUUCACAUGUCCUUUCUCUUCCAAACAGACCCCUGCUCAUUUUUUAAGACAUCUCUUUCUCAAGGGAAGAUACAGACAUAGCAUGUACAAAAUGCUUGGUGUACUGCUGCUUAGGGUUACCAGCUGGGUUAGUUGUACUUUGGGUGUUAUUCUUUGUGGGGCCCACUUGUGAUAGACUUAUUCUUUGCUGGAGAAAGCAUGAUUCUUUUAAGAAAUACAACCAAUACACGGAUAAAAACAUAAGCAAUGGGCACACACCAAGCCAGUUAAUUAUGUAUGUGCAGCAUCUCUUUUCCAACAUUCAUAUAACGCCACUUCUUAGAAGAAGUGGUUAAUCAAACUCGCAUAACAAUGAUUGCCUUAUAUUGUCAUUGUCCUUGAAUCCUUGUUCUUUCAUAUAUAUCCUUCCCAGCACGCCCUCUUUGUUUGAACCAUUCUAUGCAUAAAGAAUUUUUUUCCACAACAUGCGAUGUUAAUGCACUAUCCGACUUUGUGCAGUUAAUUUCAUCCAGAAGACCGUAUAGAUUGGGAUGGCACCCAAAAGGCAUUGCAGAAAUUUGAUCGGUGUAAACAACAACAACAACAACAACAACAACAAAAUGCAGAAAAAUAAAAUGCUUGGAGAUACCUCAAAAUAAAAUGUUGUGGAAAUAGAAUGCAGAGAGAAUCGAUGUAAGUGUGGAUAUAGUGCAGGAAAGAUGGUGCAGGAACCGCCAAUGGUAUACGGAGUAUUUGUGAAAAGCAGCGAAAUUGGAAAGAUGGUAAGAGAGAGAUAUUAUUGAAAAUGUGCAUGGCAAUAUAUAAAAAGCAAGGAACGAAGGAAAAGCAAGAGAUGAGGGAAUUGAAAUGGGUGAAGGAUAUGUUUAUGCCCUGAGAUGCCUACAAUUUAU